CUGGCGCAUCUGCAGCAUCCGAAGCCGCAGACGGGACUCGCCAUGAAGAACACGCUCACUUCGUGUUAAAUUCGAUUCUAUCCGACAACAUAAAAGGGAAAACGGUUACCGUUAACCGCAAGAGGUCCGACAGCACCGCGCGGAUGAAAUGUUUCCCGAGUCUGAGAGGAUUUAGCAGGAAUGCUAGCGUUAGCGCAUAGCUGUCUGUGUGCUGAAUUUAAAUUAUUACUAUUAUUUAACCAAAUAAGAAGCUAAUUUAUAUGACGUUGAGCGUUUAGUGUAUAUGAAAAGCCAAUAGUGCGAUUAUUAUAUGCAUGUCGUCAAUUUUAUGUGAAAAGUCGUUUUUUUAACGGUUGCACAGCUGAAUGAUGAUGGAAGGUUUGACUUUCAUUCAUCACAACAAUAAUAUCUGUUUUCUUGCCGUUUGAACACUCAUUUCUCAGUAUUACACUGAAUUUAGCUGAAUUUAUAUAUUUAUACUAUCAUAUGGUCUUUAUUGACACAUUAGACUUGGACAUCAAUCAUAUCAGGUCCUCUGAGGCACUACUGUAUGUUUUAUAUGUGAACAUAUUUAACAGUGGUGCUUUAAUUUAGUGCAAAUACUGCAUAGACGGUUCAUUUAAACAGUGAUCCGCAUCAGAAUUGGGCUGUAAGCCCAUGUUAGACAGUCACAGCUGAUCUAGACCUUUGGCACCAGAACAAUCCACUCCAGUUACUUAUUGAUUCACUUGAUCUGAGUGUCAAAGUAGGAGAAUUUUAAUACACAAUGAAGAAGUUUUUUGACUCGCGGAGGGAACUGGUGGGAUCUGGGCCCGGAUCUGGAGGAACAGCUGGAGGUUCUGGAUCCAGCAGUGGUGCUGGUGGGAAUUUCAUUGGACGGGCCUUCACUGUAGGAAGACACCAGGUGACGGUCGAAGAAACUCUGGCAGAAGGCGGCUUUGCUAUCGUGUUCCUGGUGCGGACCAAUCAGGGGGUGCGAUGUGCCCUGAAGAGGAUGUAUGUCAACAACGAGUACGACCUGCAGGUCUGCCAGCGCGAGAUCCAGAUCAUGCGGGAUCUCAACGGUCACAAGAACAUUGUCGGGUUCUUGGAUUCCAGCAUCACGGCUGUUGGGGGCGGAGAUGUUUGGGAGGUGUUCAUCCUCAUGGACUUCUGCAGAGGCGGUCAGGUGGUGAACCUCAUGAAUCAGCGCUUACAGACAGGCUUCAGCGAACAGGAAGCACUCCAGAUCUUCUGCGACACAUGCGAGGCCGUCGCACGUCUGCACCAGUACAAAACUCCCAUAAUCCACCGGGAUCUUAAGGUGGAAAACAUCCUUCUCCAUGAUCGGGGACACUAUGUGCUGUGUGAUUUCGGCAGCGCCACCAUGAAGUUUCAAAACCCGCAGACUGAAGGAGUGACUGUUGUGGAAGACGAAAUCAAAAAGUACACAACCUUGUCCUAUCGUGCUCCGGAGAUGGUGAAUCUGUACAAUGGCAAACUCAUCACCACCAAAGCAGAUAUCUGGGCUCUCGGCUGUCUGCUGUACAAGCUCUGUUUCUUCACGUUGCCCUUCGGCGAGAGUCAAGUGGCUAUAUGUGACGGCAGUUUUACCAUUCCAGACAAUUCUCGAUAUUCCCAGGACAUGCACCGUCUCAUUCGCUACAUGCUGGAACCGGACCCUGAUAAGAGGCCCGACAUUUAUCAGGUGUCCUACUUUGCUUUCAAACUGGCCCGUCGGGACGGCCCUGUCCAAAACCUAAAGAAUUCUCCCAUUCCUGCUAAGCUUCCCGAGCCAAUCCGAGCAAGCGAAGCGGCGGCAAAAAAGAGCCAAACGCAAACCAAGGCCAGACUAACAGACCCCAUUCCCACCACUGAAACCUCCAUCACUCCCCGCCAGAGGCCCAAAGCAGCACAAUCCCAGCCUCAGGCACUAGGGGGCAUCUUGCCUAUACAGCCAGCUGCUCUCACCCCACGCAAAAGAGCCAACCUGCCCUCUGGGGCCGUCCAACCUAUGGCCGUCAGCAUGAACCUGGCACAGCCGGCCGCAGCGCUGCAGUCUCAGAAAGCUCAAGUUUCUCCCUCCCCUCAGCAGAAAGUGCCCGUGCAGCCGAUCUCAGUCUCAGCUGCACCUGCAUCAGGAGGAAGCGUUCCAGCUGCAGCCUGCAGCCCCGCCCCUCAGAAAGCCGCAGCGACUCCUCCCCCGUCCAGCCCCGCUCCGCCCACUGCACCCGCUAGGAGCGCGCGGCGUAAGCAGGCGUCGGCGGUUCAGCAGCAACAGCCCGUUCCUGGGCAACCUGCCGGUGCACCGCCCCCAGCACAGGCGGAGCCUGCAGCGGUUCCGCCCACUCCCCAGCCGGCAGCGCUUCAGUCUCCGCUCAGCCAAGAGAAAGAGAGGCCUGUAGCCCCAGGGCUGUCCCAGACUCCUCCCUCUUCUCCAAGGAUGGCUCAGAAGGCGGGUCACAGGCGCAUCCAGAGUGAUGUCACCCACAGCGCUAUGUUCGGAGUGCCGGUCAGCCAGUCCACUCAACAGCUGCAGGCAGCCACAGCAGAGGCCAGCCUUAACAAGUCUAAGUCAGCUAGCGCCACCCCAUCAAACUCGCCCCAGUCUUCUCAACAGAGUGUGUAUCAGCCUGCCCAGCAGGGCGGCAGCGUAUCCGCCCCCCAAGAUCCUACUUCAGCUUCUAGCUUGACCAGUCCCCCUGACCAGCCCUCCUGGAAUCCUUUUGGCGAUGACAAUUUCUCCAAACUUACAGCGGAGGACCUGCUCAACAAAGACUUCACCAAGCUAGCCGACGAGCCUGUGGAGCUUCUUGUUGACACUGAGAGUCUUAUUCCUGGCCUGGACGCUGCAGAACCUGCUCCACCAUGUGCUGCUGAAAGACCCACUGAUAUUCUGGGUUUGGAACCAGGUGCCUGUUUUCUCGCUGUGCCAGAGAAGCUGAUCGAGGGCCUGAAGUCUCCAGACACCUCCCUCAUGCUGCCCGAUCUGCUUUCCAUGGCAGACCCCUUCGGCAGUUCCAUCGAUGACACCAGAGAUGCUAAAACAGAAGCGUGUAUGGACUCUCUGAUUCCUGGUUUGGAGCCUCCCCGGCCACAGCUGCACCAUGUGGAGACAGAGCCGUCGUCUGGAGCUCUGGCAGACCCUUUGAUUGGAGAAGAUUCUCUGCUGGGUUGUUCUCUCCCCUUUGGGACCGCCUCCUGUCUGGACGAGUUUGCACCUGUCUUAGGAGGCCCCUCCCAGAACCCACCAGCUGCAGACUCCUGUUUGAUGUCAGGCUUCGAAUCUCCGAACUCUGAGGCGGUCAAUGAAGAUGAGUUUGACCCCAUACCCGUCCUGGUCUCCAAAAAUUCCCAAGGAGGUCACUCUCGCAGUAACAGCGCCAGCUCUGAGUCCAGCCUGCCCAACCUGGCCCGCUCCCUGCUGCUGGUGGACCAGCUCAUCGACCUCUAGACCUUACCCAUAUUUCUGCUGCGCUGAAGACGAUUCCAUCGCCGCGGUCUUCUGCUGUUCGCCGCAAAUCUGUCUCGCUCUUGGUUGUUUUCUCUUCCUCCCUCCUCUUUGAUUUCAUCAUCAUCCUCCUGCUUCAGUUUCUUCCUCUUCAUCACAUCAUACAUUUGACCUUCUUUUCCAUCUCUUAGCAUCGUCAUCACUCAUUUUGAUUUGAUUCUUUCCUCAUAGUGAUGAGUUUUUUUCCGUUCAAGUGGCAUCCCGUUUCCUCUGGUGUCCGUGCUUCAUGUGGACAUUCAUUCGUUUGAUAGAUUUCACCUGCCUCGCAGGAUGCAAACGCCGGCAGUGUGAGCUUCAAAGAGUAGUUCUCUUCUGUCCAGCAUACAAUCUGUGUCUUCUGUGGCACUCCUCUCCAGAUUAAACACACAAUGUUUUAUUAUGUUUAAAGACUAGGUUCUGUCCAAACAGAGAUUAAAGUGAAGCAAGCGUUCACAGAGAGAGGAAUCAUGAUGGAUAUUUACUGACCGGCCGGUAGGGAAGCACAGAUGGCAUGACUUUACCUUCAUCCAGACAGACUGCAGGGUAGGAAAAGAUCUUAGUGUUUCGUGUAGAUUUCCCAGAAAUCCCAAGCCUUUUUCUUCCAAAAGCACUAGAAAAUCUUAGCAAAGGUAAGAGCAGAUUAAAUAUACAUUCCUCUUUGCCAUCGCUGACACCUGUUCACUCUCUUUCCAUCAUCCUCCAUCCGGUUACGUCUUUGUAAAUAGCUCUUAUUGAUGUUGUACGUUGACUGGAAACCAUGUAAAUUGUUGUAUAUCUACAGUAUCUCCGACCCUACAGAAGUGAUUCGUUCCUCCUGUGUAUAAAGCAUCUGUCCUAAUGUCUGACAGUUCCUUCAGAAAUCUGCAUCCCGUCCCAUAGUAUACAUCAGCAGAAUAAUUCAAAAGAACUAUUUCAUAUACGGUAAAGAUUAUAUGUGAAUACGAUUAGUUUUAGAGAAGGAAUGUAUGAAACGAGUAUCCGUCUAUAAAUGCAGAUAUGUGUAUAUGAGUCAUACGAAACCUAUUUAAGAGGAAUCUCUAUCUCUUCGUUCUGUGUGUUGAGCUGUGUUUGCGAAUGUAAAUCGUCGCUUUCAUCUUUUAAUGGCCGGAUCAUCAUCGAUGAACAGACUCGGACGAGGAAAAAUGGACAAUCUGCCAAUCGCCCGACUCGGCUGGACAUCAUGUGUGUGCGAGUGGGUUGGAUUUGUGCUGUCUUUGCCUUCCUCUGCAGAUAUUCGUCACAAAUCAAACUGGUUAAAUGCUCUACAAUCUCAAAUCUUUGAAACUACGUGUCAAGGGCCGGUUGCAGAAACUGCUUGGACAAAGUCAGGUACAUGCAAAGGUAGCUCGGUCUUAUUGAAAUCUAGAAGUAAGACUGAGACGGUCUUAAUUUAGCAGCUUUGUUUAUGCAACUGGCCCCGGGUUUUAAAACAAGUCAAGCUCAUAAAAACACCAUUUGGGGCACAAUCAAAAAACAAAGACAUGGAUUGAGAUGAACUUGUAUUCCACUUGAGAACGUACCUUUGAACGCCGUGUCAUCUCAAGCCAGCCGUGCUUUCCGACAUCGAGGUCUCGCGCAUCCAACGCAUAUCGAUGCAUGGCAGUGUUUAUAAGAAUAUAAAGUUAAGACGUGUCUGUGGCCAAUCUUCAUAUCAGUACUGUACGUAUGUGUGUGUGUGUGAACGUAGGGUAAAUAAAUAGUUAGUCUUAGUUGUUGAAAGUGGUGAGGUUCUGUCUUUGACGUGGUGAAUCGGCUUCGGACCCGCUGCAGGCACCUCCGGUUCAAGCACAGGUUCUUUCUUUACCUGAGAGUCCUUAGUUAUCACAUUACCCGUUUGAGAGCAUGGUACAUGCUCUCGGUAAUACCGUACGAGAUUAUUGUAAUCCCAACUGCAACUGAGUUUAUAACGCAUUGAAAGUUUGGGAAUUGGGUGAUUUUUAAGGCUGUUGAAGUGAGUUGAUGGUUUGUAACGAGUACUUUAGGGGUGAGGCAGUAUGAUGGUGGGAACGCGCCUAGAUUGCUAUAACAAUGGAGGUUAAUGUGCUUGUGCUGAACUGAUUUACACUCUGUUAUUUACAUUAAACAUAACGUACGCGGGAUACCCAUUGUUUUUUAACUCCUGUUGCAUGAAGCGUUGUCAUUAGGAUGUCAGGCAUUGUUCUUUCGCUACAAGUACAAAUAGAUAUCGGCUGCAGAAGAACUUAGGAGACCACUCCAAAAGAAUUUCUUGAUGAAUUCUGGUCAUUCCAGUCCAGUGUCUGUUGAAUUUCAACAAAAUCUAAAUUCUUAGUCAUCCAACGGCAAUGUGAAAGACUGACAGCCUGACAAGAAGCAAAAUGUGAGAAAAAUCAAGUUAUCACAAAGAAAAUGUUUUUCAACUUUCCUAAAUACAUGUCCAGAUAUUAAUCUCGAAUUGCUUAAAAGAAAAUGUUAUUUUUUCAUUUUCUGCAAAUAAAUGCAAAUAGAAACAAUGUUUUUAUUUCACACUUGGGAGAAAGAUUGUUGUUAGUUUACUGAAUGAAACGAGAAGGGUAAUUUUACCUAAACACAUACAGUACCUAUUAAUAGUAAAUUCACAAAAACUGCGAAAUAGUUUUAAAAUGUUUUUUUGUCCUCGACUGUAUAUACAACAACACAAUGACUAGUAGACUGAUGUAAGAUUCUUGUCAUACUGCCCACCUCUAAACCGGAAAACAAAAAAAGAUACAAAAAUGUGUAGCAAAUGAUCAAACCUGAUAAAAAUGAGUAGUCAUGUUGCAGUGAAAGCUUGGGAUGUUUUUACAAAGUGUUUCGUUACAUAAGAGACUUUGAUGGAAAACCACAGAUAAGCAUGAGAAUGACCCUCGCACAAAAAGAGCAUUCAGAUGCUGCUGGGGUUUAUUCCUGAUGCGUGUUGUUUGCCUCUCUUCUGUACAGCCGCCCGCAGACUCUCAUGUUAACCUAUGCAAUCCUAAAGCUUCAUCUUGUUGUUCUCAGUAGAGAUCUUUGCCCCGCGGGUAACGUUCCACUUGUGUUGUUGUGCAAAAUCAAAGAUUUCAUUUUAUGUGCUGUUUUUGUUGGGAGUGAAAAAAUAUUUAUGACCAUGUUUAUCCCCAGAAGUGGAACCUCAUUGGUCUUUGUAGCAGACACCCUCAGCCCAGUGUUAGAACAGCGAUGGGUUCAUGUGCACCUUCUAUUUUUGUGACGACCAAUAAAUGAAGAAAGGGAUGUUAAAUAAACCAUGUAAAUGUGAAUGUA
This is a messenger RNA of Triplophysa dalaica, 6706 nucleotides long. RefSeq names its product AP2 associated kinase 1b (gene aak1b). Bases 767 to 3433 code for a protein of 888 amino acids. The record is from RefSeq and is a predicted model, not a curated record. The transcript has 21 exons. Gene Ontology annotation, molecular function: ATP binding; protein kinase activity. Gene Ontology annotation, biological process: protein phosphorylation. Lineage: Eukaryota; Metazoa; Chordata; Actinopteri; Cypriniformes; Nemacheilidae.